AUGGUCAACGGUGGUGACAGUCAACCUUGGCCAUGGGAUAUAUCCCAUCGAUUCAUGUCUACCUUCAAUCACUUUGACGAGCUGCGCACAGCGCGCAAGGAGGGUGUUCAGCCCCUGCACCGAUCAGACACCUCGGACAAGAAGCCAGAUCGCUUCCACGAACUGCGAACCGCACGUCGGGAAGGUCAACCCCUGCCUCAGUCGAACACCUCGAAGAAAAGAGACGGCACGACGGAAGGGUCACAUGCAUACCCCGGAUCUCGGUACAGACGUCCGACUCCGCACCAGGUCGAGCACCGCCGCCAAGAUGAUGUCGCCGAAGCCUACCCAAAGGGCGACAGCCCCUUAAUCGACGACUUGAGAAGGAGGAUCAGAUCCCCUCCCCCUCCCCGGACCCGGGCGACAACACCACAUCCUCGUGCUUCGGCGCGGCGCAUAACGAAGAAGACGGUACGAUGGGCAGAUCCGCUUGAACAACCAACUCCGGAAAGGAUAAGAUCGGAGAGAAAUAGGAGGGACUCUGAGAAACCGAAGAACGAUGGGAACGAAACUCUAGGGGAAAACCGGUCUUGUACCAUCCGCCGGUACAGGCCUUCAAGCAUCCCACGACCCAAGCGCCGCGGUGCAGGCGUGAAAACCUCCAAGCCGUCCCGUUUCGACCGUCGUCCAACUCCGAGCUUCACCAUCGAGUUGGUAUUGGCGCCUCAAGAUGCCCAGUCUCUUCAACGGCCCCUGAGUCCCCUCAUUCCUCAGGCAAUGCCGGCUCCGCUGCGAAUUUCGCCCACCAAUACGUCAACACGCCAAUCGCCAAAGACCAUUCCCUCUUCUAGUUCCGCUCCGGCAAUCCAGGCCAAGCCACCAGCUAGGAGUUUCUCCUUUGAAGGCCAACCCGAGGUUAUCACCCUCAGCCCCGAUAGCCGCCGUCCUGAGCAGCGCCCUGUUACCCUGAUCACCCAAGAGCAACCCUCCCUAUGUCAACCAACCUCCUUCUCAUACUUGAAGGAAAAGCCUAGACGUCGGGGCACCGUCCCUCCCCAUCUUCCCGAAGCCAGGCCCACUUCCGCCGUGGUCGUGGCCGAGAAUAGCGAACCAUCGCUUCCAUCAUCCUCCUCAACCUCUUCAUUCCAGUCCGCGAAAAGUUUCUGGAGUGACAUCAGCAGUGGCAGUAACAAGAAUCGCCAUUCUUCUUCAUCCAAGACUUCCUCUCCCAUCAAGUCAGAUCCGGGUCCAAGUGACGCGACUUCUGCCGUUGAUCGUGCUUCCACUCCUCCAUCCAAGACCCAUGUCUCCAAGCUGCCGAUCGCGAGCUCAGCGUCGAGCUCUUCCUUCCACGCCGUCAAGAGCUUUUGGAGUGAGAUCAGUACCAGUAGCAGCUGUGGCGCUAUUAUUGACGGUGAAGAGGAUGUGAAGCCUCCUUGUGGUCCCUCUGCUAUUUCUGGCCGUGUGGACCUAUGCAAGACUUCCAAGGUGGCGGACUUGGCAAGGUAUACGGUCAAUGGACCCGCAAUCGACAGAGCCCAAAACAGCAUCUCCAGGAUCCCCGUCUCGCGCCCCGAAGGUGGUUCCGUUGGUCGUGAUCGAUACAAGUCCAAAAUACCGGUGUCUUCCACUGCAUCCUACCACGUUACGAAGACCCAGCCAAGCCGAUAUGUCCCGCUUCGUGCUGUCAUCGGUAUCAGUGCUUCCGGGCCUGGCGCUGAUGCUGGCUCCCCCGUGAGCGGCACGGGCUCAGCCAGCACCUCGUCAUUUCACACAGCGAAAAGCCAUCCUAGCGACAGUAGCGACAACAACGCUUAUGCUUCCGGCUCCAAGACUUCCAUCCUCCAAAGCAACGACUCGGUGCAAGCCGAAGACACUCCCGCACUUCAAGCGCAGUUGUGGCACGACGUGCUGACGCUCUGUUCAUCAGAUUUGGCUUCUUGCUCGCCGGAUUGCGGCUGCGACGAUUGUCUCUGGUCUCACCACGACGAUCUUGAUCGCUGCAGCAUGGUAGCGCAUGUUGACGAUGGAAAGUGUCGUGACCGGUAG
This is a messenger RNA of Neurospora tetrasperma FGSC 2508, 2028 nucleotides long. RefSeq lists its product as uncharacterized. Lineage: Eukaryota; Fungi; Ascomycota; Sordariomycetes; Sordariales; Sordariaceae. Bases 1 to 2028 code for a protein of 675 amino acids. The record is from RefSeq and is a predicted model, not a curated record. The transcript has 3 exons.